AUGGGCACCGUAGAGGAUAAUUGCAGAGACGGUAAACAGUCCCUGGAAGCAGAACCUUUGUAUCAAGAAGACCUGUUAAAGCAGUCUACAUCAGAGUUUGAGUCGUGGAAUACGGAUACAGAAGAAACGGUCGAUGCUGAGGAACUGAAGACUACCGCUGGACACGUUCCAGAUGCAUUUGGUGUUCGAAGAUCAAAAAGGAUUGCGAAUAAGCUGGAAGAGCAUCACCUAUGUUGUGUAGUCUCGCAAGAUUUUCUUAAUGGCGAUUUACAAGAAGAAAUCUACAUGCGUCAGCCUGAAGGCUUCGAAGAUCAAUCAGGAAAAGUCUGUCGCCUCAAUAAAUCGCUCUACGGGCUUAAGCAGGCAAGCAGAGUCUGGAAUGAAAUGCUGAACAAGGUUCUACUAGGCUACUACCAUUACGUAACUGGAUCCACCAUGGUAUAUGUGGCAGUAUAUGUUGACGAUAUAUUAAUUUUCAGCAACAACAAACAAAUGGUAGCUAUAAUCAAGGGCGAGCUAUCGCAGAAAUUUAACAUGAAAGAUAUGGGCGAAGUUUCGUCGAUUUUGGGCAUGCGUGUUCGACACAAUAAGACCGAAGGCACAAUAAAAAUUGAUCAAUCUAAUUAUAUUGCAGGAAUUCUAAAAAGAUUCGGAAUGGAUGAUUGCAAAGCAGUGUCAACGCCGGUGGAUGUCGCACAAAGUCUUUCAGCUGACAUGGGGCAUCAGUCUGAAGCCGACAUUGAAGAUAUGAAGAAGGUUCCGUACCUAGAGGCUAUUGGUUGCCUACUAUAUGCUGCCCAGAACACUCGUCCUGACAAAAGUUUUGCUGUCAACAUGUUGAGUCGCUUCUCUUCCAAUCCAGGAAACGUUCACACCACAAUAUUAUAUCUGCCAGAUAUUCAAUUAAGGGGCCGAGAGUUACGUGAAAUCGGAGACAAACAAGAAAAAGAGAUACAAACAAGGGAAAUAUUAAAGCGAGAGCAAUCACAAGCUAGUCGAUUGGCUUCUAGCUUUGUAGAACAUCUUGAUGGUCAUCAGCUUUAUGACUCGUUAUGGCGGGGAGAUGAUGAUGGCAGAAUUUUGAUGCUUAUUGGUUCUCAAGCCCAAGAUUUAGCAGAAGAAUAUGAUAAAGAUAUAUUUGAAAUAACACAAGAAAUAUACAAGCUUGGUAUGGAUCGAUUUGUUGAACGAGAAAAGGAAAUUCAGGAUUUCAUGGAAAAUCUUUAUAAUGGCCAAGAAGAAUUACAGGCAAUGGGACAAAAAGAAAUAGAAGAUUUUUUACAAUUUAAGGAUCGAAUUUUUGAAGAUGCUCGCCUUACUCACCGACAAUUAGAACAAAAUUCUAUGCACGGAGAGGAUGAUGACUCUCCAGAAAAUCUUAAGCUUUCAGAUAUUAUUGACAAGCUAAAUAUACAAUUUGAAGAUUGUAUGAAUGACAUGUGGCAGACAUUAAUGCUACAGGAACUACACUUGCAUGAGGCAAUAGAGGAGUCGACAACGAAUUUUCACCGUAGGUUAUCAGAGCUUAUGUCAAAAUUUGUAGAACAAACUCAAGCAUUUUUUGUACAAUUGCGUGAAAUAGCUGGCCAUUUUUCAGAAAACAUGACUGAAAUUGUUACGAGAUUUAUAUCUACAAAGCUUGCCCUACAAGAUUUUGAGGAUGUGCCCAUAGAACUUAGAGUCUUCAUGGACGACCGUGAUGCAAUUUUAAAUCUCAUCGCCGGAAUGAAAGAUUCGCACACGUUAAGAAUUGAUGAACGUGAGGAUCGUAUGGCCACACGUAGCAAAGACUUUAUUGACAACAUGGUUGAUAACUUAUACAUGUAA
This is a messenger RNA of Drosophila willistoni, 1827 nucleotides long. RefSeq names its product dynein regulatory complex subunit 3. Lineage: Eukaryota; Metazoa; Arthropoda; Insecta; Diptera; Drosophilidae. The transcript has 4 exons. The coding region runs from base 1 to 1827 and encodes 608 amino acids. The record is from RefSeq and is a predicted model, not a curated record.